CGCCUUUUCGUCGCCUACUCACGACUUCGCUUUGCAGUCAUCGAGUUUACACUCUCUUCUUUCAUCGGCACACUUGCUAUAGCUCAUAUAUUCGGCGCCCGACAGGCAAAGCGCUGCGCUGCUGUGCCACAUCGAUCGCGCCGCAGCGCCAGUCCUGAGACAUCUCAUCCCUUAGGAUAAAACAGGCACAUCUUCUAGUCAACUCAAGGCUUAACACUCGACCACUUCCCCCUCUCUGCGCCAGCGACCAACAGAAAGAUCAGCAGACAAAGUACUGUCACCCUGUUCGCAGCCGUCGGCCUAAUACCCCGUUGAGUUGAGCUUUGAAAGCAGUUACCGAGUGGCAUUUAAACCCUACCUUGAAAUCGUUCGGGAGUGACGGCCAGCGUCCGCUCGGCCAUGAAUACAACAGAGGCUCAAGAGCAGAAAAUGAACGGCGAAACAGAGCGCGUCGAUUUCGAGGAUGACGGCAAACCCCCGACUAUCGUCAGUGGGCUCGAAGACAUUCGAGUCCGAAAGACUGUGGACCUGAACGUCGUAACUGAUUGUCUCGCGCACUGGACCUGCGCGGAGGCCUUUCGCGAAAUAUAUCAGAAUUGGAGAGACGAAAUUCGACGAGGCUUCCACAUCUCCCUUCGAGACUUUGCGCCCAUAAGUUCAGAGAGCAGCGGUGUGAUUCUCAUCCAACAGUUUCAUCCCGUAAGCAAGGAGCUUUGCGGAUACAUACGGUUCAAGUACAACAAGAAUGGAGAUGGUGAAUUGGAGGUAAGAAACUUCAACGCUUCUCUGAAGUAUCGACACUUGAAGAUUGGAGCUAGCACAAAGGCACACGAUAAGAACCAGAGUGGGAAGUACGGCGAGGGCUUGAAGGUGGCCGCUCUCAUUUUCCGUCGCUUCCCUAAUAAUCACAGCUUCCGCAUCGAGAGUUCCGGCUUCAGUUGGAACUUUAUCUUCAACCAGGAACUCGAUCUGGCCUGCACCCUGACGCGCAUGAGCGACGCGAAGCUCGCCCAGGAGAACAAGAAGGCCGAAAGUCAGCAGAGCGCUCCAACGUCGCAAUCACGGGAACGUGUCUCCAUUUUUAUUGGGGCGCGUCGCACAAGUUAUACCUCGAUGGGGGAAGUAACAAGAGGGAACAAGAUCCACGUUGACGAUUUCCGGAAGUGGCUUGAUGUAACGCUCGAUAUUAACCCUCCAACUGAUAUUGUCCACACUACUGCUGGAGACUUGAUAUUGGAUCCCGCAUACAAGAACAAGCAUUACCUUCAGGGCCUUCUUCUACCGAGUGGAAGCAUGAGCGGAAAGCCACAUAAUUAUGGUUACAACUUCAUGAAAGGCCAUACAAACAGGGAUCGGGAUGCCAUUGCUCAGCCGGGUGGGGAGUCGCGUCAGCGUCUUGCUAUUUGGGCAGCAGGAAUCCGCAUAGGCGGCGCAAAGGGCGAUGAGCUGCUGUCCAUUUACACAAACCUCCUGCUGAACUCGCUGAAUGAGCUUGGAGACGUUGCACUGCCCAGCAAGUGGCCAUGCCUUGAUCCCGAUAUUGCCGGCAAGGUGUGGAAGCAUAUGUGUACCAUCAAUCAAGGGCCUGAUGGGCGUCCCGCAUUCUACUACACCGCAACUGAAGGCAAGGAUGCCGCACAGAUCAUCAGCCAGAACCUGGACCUACACCCGUUCCCCAUAGGAGCUGAGCUCUGGAACAUCUUACGCCGGUUUAAGUUACCCCGAACGCCAUUCGAGGAGCAGCAUCACCGAUUUUCUCACGCCGCUAUCGUAGAAGUGCCGCAGAACGUUUUCGCCUUGAACCUCGAAUGGAUGUUGCAGUGCUGUAUCAACUCGCAUCCCGCAACCAAGCGAAUGGGUUUUGAUAUGGUGGACGGUAAGGGACUCGCAAUCGACGUGGCGUACUUUGACAAGAAGUGGAAGAUACAUGACAGGUGGCUGACGUUUAAUGGUGCCCACCAAGACACGUUUUGCGAAGAGCAUUGUCCGGAACAGCAGGACCCGUUCUGUUGCGACCAUGCAGUGCUCACGGUGUGGAACUACAUGCUGUCUCAAGUCAGAGCAGUAGACGAAUUCAACAUCCCCUUUCCGGCCAAGGAUGAAAAGUGGCUCAAGAGCAUGACUGGAAUUCGAAUCUCGCAAAUGCCCAGAGGAGUCAAAUGCGCUCGUAAUGAGCGGCGCGGUGAACUAGUUGUCUCAUGGGAGUCAGUGGAUUCGCACAAGAAUAGGGAUAAGCCUGUCAGGGUGAUCCUGCAUUCCAACGACUGUACGGGUGAGCUUCAGUCAUCCUGGGAACAUCCGCUUAACAUCAUGUUCAACCUAAAGGAUGAAGAUCGAAAUUGCGAUUGCCCUAGUCAAUUAUCUCAGGUUGCUAGUGCUGGGGUUACCUUCACAAACCUCGGUACCGAGAAAAAGUACUUUGCAAGCGUAUCUAGAGAUGAUGUGGGCGCCUUCAUCGGUUUGCAUCCUCCUGCGAUCCGCCCCUUGAAAGAGGACCUGUUCGUGAAGCAGGAGCCAACGAGUCUGAACGUGGACGCCAUACAGAGCCCUGUCCAUGUCAGUGAGGAUGCCAUGGAAUCCACAGACGAUACUUCUAACGACGAUGGCGACAACGAAUUCGGAUCACCGGACAAAGAGGUCACUGCCAUGUCGCUAUCGUCUCCGGGCACAAGCUCUUCGGAGAAGGGUUACACGAGCCGUCAGGAUGAUGCCCCUCAAGACGCCGUUUCUGAAGCUCCUGUCAAUGAUGAAAGUCAUUUGCCUGUAGAGUCAUACGUUCUCGGUGAGAGUCUCGACCAUCGAUCGCUAGAUUGGGGCGGCAGCUUCCCUGGAAGCCAUAACUUCUAUCGGACCCGCGACCGUCCCGAAGAUGAUGUCUUCAUUGCGAAACCGAAGGCCAACCUAAUUAAUGAGAAUGGCAAGCGCAUGCAUGACGAACCGUCGGGGAACACACCAGCGAGAAGGUCUAGACCAUCAUUCACGCCUUUGCCUCCUAACGGCAUUCGCUAUCGGUACUAGAGACCUGCGGCUUCCGCUGGACCGGGCCUUGGAUGCCUAAACGCUCGUAAUGGAUCCAUUUCUGCAAUUUUUUAUACGCAUGUUUCUCUCUCAUCGAAAUACUGUCUAUCCGUAUAUAGCAAUGGUACUAAUUUUCUGG
Molecule: messenger RNA, 3157 nt
Organism: Trematosphaeria pertusa
Lineage: Eukaryota; Fungi; Ascomycota; Dothideomycetes; Pleosporales; Trematosphaeriaceae
Exons: 7
Coding region: 400-3018 (872 amino acids)
Source: RefSeq, a predicted model, not a curated record